Talpa occidentalis (Iberian mole) is the source of this 201-nucleotide messenger RNA. RefSeq names its product defensin beta 110 (gene DEFB110). Lineage: Eukaryota; Metazoa; Chordata; Mammalia; Eulipotyphla; Talpidae. The coding region runs from base 1 to 201 and encodes 66 amino acids. The record is from RefSeq and is a predicted model, not a curated record. The transcript has 2 exons. Gene Ontology annotation, molecular function: chemoattractant activity; CCR6 chemokine receptor binding. Gene Ontology annotation, cellular component: extracellular region. Gene Ontology annotation, biological process: cell chemotaxis; defense response to bacterium; innate immune response.
AUGAAGAUUUAUCUCUUUUUUAUUCUGCUUUUGUGGGUCACAAUUUUACCAGCCAGAAAGAGAUACCCCCAAUAUGGUAGCUUGGAUUUGUCAAGAGAGUGCAGAAGGACUAAUGGUCGAUGUAAACUUGAGUGUCGUGAAGAUGAAACUAGGAUUGCUUAUUGCAUAAGACCGGGAACUCAUUGCUGCAUGCAGAAAUAA